This is a messenger RNA of Miniopterus natalensis, 1344 nucleotides long. The record is from RefSeq and is a predicted model, not a curated record. NCBI's taxonomy places the organism in Eukaryota, Metazoa, Chordata, Mammalia, Chiroptera, Miniopteridae.
AACAAAAUCAUUUGAGGAAGAAUAUGCAAAAUAAAAGGUUUUGGCUAAGUUCCUCAUAGGUACUAUGCCAUAUCUCUAACUCCCCAUCCCAGUUAUAGCCAUGGGGAACUGAAGGCAUAAAGGCAUAACUUACUCUCUUUUUAUUUCAGUCCUUACUCAAAAUAAGGUUUCCAGAGAUCGAGGCAAAACUCAAAAUACCUUCUAUUUUAAGAAAGUAUCCAUCUCCAAGGACGUCAGAGCAUUUCACCAGUAAUAACUAAUAACAGCCAUUUUGCUGCUACAGGCUUCAUCGCUGUGGCGCUUUUCCAUCUCAGAUGCUCGAACAGUUUCAAGACAAGUGCUGGGUCACUCUAAUCAGCUCCCCAUUUCCCUACUGUGUCCCUUCUGAUGCCCAGGCUUCCCAGUUAUAAUUGAAGAGCUAGAAAAAUGAUCAGUAAAAUCCUGGGAAGCCUCUAUUUGGAUAUACCUGGGCUGAGAAUAUCAUUGUUAAUAUAAUAGAAGUACAGAAGUUUUCCAUCAUUGAAAAUAUAAAGAAGUAAGAUGCUCUGGUUUCAAGGAAAUAGCAUGCAACUUGCCAGAUACUCCUUUCGACUCUGCCUGAGAAACCUCUCCGCCUCUAAGACGGUUCUGCCUGUGCUGACCUUAUUCACAAAGGAUCCAUGUCCCCUUUGUGAUGAAGCUAAGGAAGUACUGGAGCCUUAUAAAAACAGGUUUAUUUUACAGGAGGUGGACAUCACACUUCCAGAGAACUCUGUUUGGUAUGAGAGAUAUAAAUUUGACAUCCCCGUCUUUCAUUUGAAUGGCAAGUUUCUGAUGAUGCAUCGAGUAAACAUCUCAAAACUUGAAAAACAGCUCCAGAAACUUGAGCAGCAAGGUACUGGAGGCUGAUGAAAGCCCUCGUGAUUUUCCACUCUCACUGUCCAAAAGAGAUCUUCCUGAGGAAGUGGCCACGGCCUCGUACUCCUUUUGUCACUGUCAUAUAGCCCUAACGAAUUUUUGAACUUAGUGGUGCCAAAUAAAUGUUGACAUUUCUCUUCUGACUGAUGGAAGUACCACUGUGGGAACUGUUUACCUUUUGGCACUUAAUAAAAUAAGAGGAGUAUAUUGGCAGGGAGUGGAUGGUGGAGGGUGUUUUAUUUCUUUUUCUCUUUUGUAUUAAUAUGGAAACAUUUCACAUUCAUUGGACAAUGCCAUUUAUAGGAAGAAGACUCUACAUCCCUGCUGCUGCCCUGAGGGCUUAACUUUUUAAUGAAAGAAUAAAUGCUCUUCCUCUCAGUAGAUAAAGUGAAAUGUGAAUUGUUAAUAACUGUGCACAGUCAAUAAAGGGAUGUUUUAACAAAUACA